Molecule: messenger RNA, 720 nt
Organism: Penicillium argentinense
Lineage: Eukaryota; Fungi; Ascomycota; Eurotiomycetes; Eurotiales; Aspergillaceae
Exons: 1
Coding region: 1-720 (239 amino acids)
Source: RefSeq, a predicted model, not a curated record
AUGCCUGCUCCCGUUGAGAUCGUCUCGGCCCCCGCCGUGGUGCGCAACCUGGAGGGGGACGAACAGUUUGUUCUCGACCAGUUCGAGCAGCACGCCAAUCACUGCACCCAGUGCUCGUCUGCCAUCGAGGCCCUUCAUGAUACCCUCUGCGAACGUGGUCACGCCUAUGCCGUCGACGUCACCAAUUACUUGUACAGUCAGGGUGGUAAAUACUUUGCUGCGGUCGACCGGGAGAAUGGCAAGCUGCGAAGGGUCAAGCUUCCCCGUGAAGUCAGAUCGGUUCCUCACCUCCUCGAAGGUGUCGAGUCGGGUCUGCUUCUGAAGUCCUCUCGCCGGGGCCGCACCCGUGGCGCCGUUCGUCCUCCUUCCUCUGGCAGCCUCGAUGCCCCCCGCGAAAGCUACGAUAGCAGCUAUGAAAUUCGCCCUCGUCGGUCCAACCGCGAGGCCACUGUCGAGCAAGUUCGGCCUCGUUCGUUUUCUCCCGAAGCUGAGCCUGCCUCUCCCACGAUCAUCACCCGCAAGCCUCGCAGCUCCAGCAACAGCACCAACAACAGCACCAACAACAGCGGCUACCGCGUCGUGGUUCACCAGUCUCCCCGCAGCUCCCCAAGCCGCAGCCCUGCCAGCCGUGGCUCGUUGUAUGGCUCUGACCAGCUGGACCGAGUCGAGCGACGUUACGAAUCCACCUACAUUAAGCGUCGAUCUGACUACCGUCGUUAA